AUGUCAAGCACACCAAAUAAUAAUAAUAAUAAUAAGGCAGAAAAUCAAGCCGAUUUCGUAGAUGAAGAAGAAUGGGCAUUUGUAGAUCUAUGGGAUAAAUAUGAUCAAAAUCUUUUAGAGAGAUUUUGGAAUGAAUUAGUUAAAACAACUUUUAACACUUCAGAUAUUCAGCCAUUGAACGAUUGGAAUAAAGCAAUGUCACCAGAGGCUCAUAAUAAUCCUGAUAUUCCAGAUUUACACAUAUUAUUAGCUUUUAAAGCAAGUGAUUUGGAAACAAUUAAAAAUUCAACAGAGGCAUUUACAACUACAAAUACCUCACCAAGAAAUACUUCCACAGGUGAUAGCAAUACAAAUACAUUUAAUACUGGUGGUAGCGGUAGUAGUGGCAAUAGUACAACAAAUACAACCCCUACUACACCAAUUAUAGUUACAACAUCAAAUAGUAUUAAUAUACCAACUAAAUUAACCUCAUCAACAAGUAGUACAUUGAUACCAACAGCUAUACCAGUUGCAACUCCAACAACUCCAACAACUCCAACAACAACAGCAACCCCAGCAAUUCCAACAACAACAACAACAACACCAAAAUCACCAAUUUCAGAUGACUUGGAAUUGUCAUCAUCAUCUUCUUCAACUAUGAGUAGUAUUGAUUCAAAUUCAACAUCAUCAUCAGCUGUAAUUAGUCCAACACCAAUUCCAUUCAUCAAUACAAGCACAAACAUUUCAUCAUCACCAUCUUCAACAAUUGUUAGUACUCUAGGUAAAGUAACACCACCACAGAUUUUAAAUAAUCGUACUCAAAUUAUUGCUGGUGUAAUUUUUGAAUAUUAUUCAAAUAUUAAUUGUGGUUUAUUUUUACAUAUGAUUAUUCAAAAAAAAUUUAGAAAUAUGGGAUUAGAAGGAUUAUUAGUUAAAAGAGCAAUUGAAAUUUUAGAUAAGAAUGCACAUUCUCAUGGUCAUUUAGCAGGUUGUAAUGCAAUUUUCUUUGAAACUAAAUCAGCAUCAAAUCCAGCUGGUACCAGUACCAGUACCAGCACCAGUACUAGUACUAGUACUAAUUCUAGUGGUAGUAGUAGUAAUAAUAAUAAUAAUAAUAAUAAUAAUAAUAAUAAUAAUAAUAAUAAUAAUAAUAAUAAUAAUAAUAAUAAUAAUAAUAAUAAUAAUAAUAAUAAUAGUAAUAAUAAUACUUUAUGUGUAUCUACAAGUGGUGGAAGUAGUCAUCAAGAUAUUAAUAAAAUUGAUCCAAGACAACAACAUUCAAUUUUACAUAAGAUUGGAUUUAGAUUAGUAGAUUUUGAUUAUACAAAACUACCAUUAAAGAGAUUAGGUAAAUCAAAUAAUCUCCUAUUGACAGUUUAUCUUUCGCCACAUAUACCAUCACAAAGUAGUUUAGAUGGUGAUAAAUAUUAUUUACCAUCAGUAUUAUUAAAGAAUUUCGUAUAUGACCUUUGGGAUACAUCUUAUUUGACAGAAAAAGUUAAUAGAAAACCAGAUGAAGAUCCAGAAUAUGGAAGAGCAUUGGAACAAAUCGAAUUACGUGAAAAGAUACCAUUGUUAGAUUUACCAUGGGGUGCAGGUAAACCAUGGACAUUAGUUGACCUCUAUGAGGAUUAUGAUGAAGAAUUAUUGGAACGUUGUUAUAGAGAAGUCAUGGUACCAAGUGUGAAACAUAGUGAAAUUCCUUCACUUGGUAACGUUUUAAGGGCAAUGUCUCCCGAGGGUGAUGAUUCAUCCUAUCUACCAGAUGUUCAUGUCCUUUUAGCAGUACGUUGGCCAACUGAUUUCCAUAAGGAUGGCAAUUCAUCAUCGCCAAUCAUCGAUGGUCUUUGUGUUUUCGAAUAUCAUACCGAACAAAAUUGUGGAAUACUCACUCAUUUAAUUUUACAAAAAAAGAAUAGAACAUCAUUGAAUGAUGGUUUGGAUAGUUUAUUAGUGGAUAGUGCCGUAGAUAUCCUUGAUACCAAUGCAAGAGAACGUGGUAAUUUGGCAGGUUGUAAUGCAAUUUUCAUUCAUAUUAAAAAUGCCCCAACUUCACCAGUUAGUCCAGAUGUUGUUGAUAUUUGUCAACAUCAUAUGGUAUUAUAUAAAAUGGGAUUCAAACUUUUAGACUUUGAUUUCUAUAUACCACCAUUGGAUUUUCAUUCAGCACCAAAGAAAAUGAUGUUAGGUUUAUUCAUUACACCAUUGAUCCCAAAAUCAAAUGAAAAAGGUGAUCGUCCAUUCAUUCCAUCAAAUCUAUUGAAAUUAUUUGUUGAACUUCAAUGGAAUAAUGCUUUUGGUUCAGAACAAAUUAAGAAUUCACCAAAUACCUACUUGGAAUAUCAACGUAUGAUUGAACAAAUAGAAUUACGUGAACGUAUUUCAUUAUCGGAUUUACCAUGGGAUGCAGGUAAACCAUGGACAUUGGUUGAUCUAUGGGAAGAUUAUGAUCAAGAGUUAUUGGAACGUCUAUACAAAGAGAUUAUGAUACCAAACUUUUCAAAUAAACACGAAUUGGAACCAUUGGAUAAUUGGUUACAAGCAUUUACUUCAGAGAAUCGUGAUGAUCCAAACAUUUCCGAUCUUCAUAUACUAUUGGCACUUAGAUGGAGCGAUAAUAGUUCACAACCAAUCAUUGAGGGUGUUAUCAUCUUUGAAUAUUUCUCUGCAAAUAAUUGUGGUCUAUUAACUUAUUUAAUCGUUCAAAAAACAUUUAAAGGUAAAGGUUUGGAUAGAAUCCUCGUGGAAACAGCAAUUGAAAUCCUAAAUCAAAAUGCAAAGAGUCAAGGUUUCCUUCCAGGUUGUAAUGCAAUCUUUUUGGAGGUUUACAGUGGUGAAAAGGUAACUUUGAAACAAGAUGUAGUCGAUCCACGUAUGAGACAUUCCAUCUAUCAUCAAAUUGGAUUUAGAUUGAUAGAUUUCGAAUAUGUUGCACCACCAUUAGCUUUGACUUAUCCAAAGUUAAAACAUUUCCUUCUCACAGUUUAUCUUACCGAACAUAUUCCAAAGAUGCCAUUGGAGGAGGGCAAAUAUUAUUUACCAAGUAGCGUUUUAAAGAAUUUUAUCACCGUCCUUUGGAAGAAUGCAAUUGCAACCAAGAAAAUCAUUAAACAACCACAAAGAGAUUCAGAUUAUGUUAGAAUGGUCGAACAGUUUGAGUAUCGUGAAAAAAUACCAUUGUUAGAUUUACCAUGGGGUGCAAGUAAACCAUGGACAUUGGUUGAUCUUAGAGACGAUUAUGAUGAGGAUCUUAUGGUACGUUUUUACAAUGAGUUGAUGUUACCAAAUUUCCCAGUGAAAAAUGAAUUGGAACCAUUAUCAAAUUUCAUUAGUGCUCUCUCUGAAGAGAGAAGAGAAUCAUUCAAUCCACAUUUAUCAGAGGUUCAUGUUUUAUUGGCAUUGAGAUGGCCAACCGAUUCAUCCGAUUUACAACCAACCAUUGGUGCUGGUAUUAUUUUCGAAUAUUUUUCAAAUACCAAUUGUGGUUUACUUUCCUAUUUGGUGGUACAUCGUUCUUCAAGAGGUCAAGGUUUGGCUGGUAUUUUGGUUGAACGUGCAGUGGAACUAUUGGAUAAACAUGCAAAAACUCGUGGUCAAUUGGCUGGUUGUAACUGUAUUUUCUUGGAAACCAAUUCUGCUGAAAAAGUAACCGUACAACAAGAUGUUAUGGAUCCACGUAUGAGACAUACUAUCUAUUAUAAAAUGGGUUUCAGAAUGAUCGAUUUCGAAUAUAUUAUGCCACCACUUUUUCAAGGUUUUGAAAAAUUACGUGGUGUACUCUUAUUGACAGUUUAUUUAACUCCUCAUAUUCCCUAUCAAGAUGUCAAUGGCAAGAAACAAUACUAUCUACCAAAUGUUUUAUUAAAGAAUUUCAUCUCUUCACAAUGGGAGAAUGCAUUCCGUAAUUCACGUCUCUCUGUUAGACCAAGUCAAGAUAUCGAUUUCACAAUGUCAUUGGAUCAAUUGGAGAUUAGAGAACGUGUACCACUAUUGGAUUUACCAUGGGGUGAUGGUAAAGAUUGGAUGAUAGUUGACCUUUGGGAAGAUUAUGAUCAAGAGUUAUUGGAUGCUUUCUAUAAAAAGUAUAUGAUCACUCAGUUUGGUACUUCCGAUGAAUUAGAACCAUUAGAGAAUUGGCAUAAAGCUCUCUCAACCGAGGGUCGUGAUGAUCCUAAUAUUUGCGAUCUUCAUGUCCUAUUAACAUUGGGUUUGCCAGGUGAACAUAAAGGUAAAGGUCAUAAAUAUAUCAUUGGUGGUUUGGUUUUCGAAUAUUAUCCAGAGACAAAUACAGCAUUGGUCACUUACUUGGUUGUAAAUCAACGUUGGUCCGGUAAAGGUAUUGGUACUGACUUAAUUUUACGUACUCUCACAAUUCUCGAUCAAAAUGCAAAACAAAAAGGUCAUAUAGCCGGUUGUAAUGCAAUUUUCUUGGAAGUUAUGUUCUUACCACAAUCGGGUGAAUCAGACUCUUCAUUGAGUCAUGUUUUCCUUUUCAAUAAAGGUUUCCGUUUAUUGGAUUUCGAAUAUUAUCAACCACCAACCUCUUUAAGAAAUCCAAAAUCAAAUAAUGUUUGUUUAACCGUUCUAUUGACUCCACGUAUUCCAAAGCAUGGUGUUGGUAGUGAAAUUCAACCAUUUGUACCAUCUUCUUUGUUACGUUCAUUCAUUACAACUCUAUGGGAAGAUGAAUGUGGUUUAAUUGGUUAUAACUUUGAAUCUGAUCCAUGUUACCUUAGAAUGAUGGAACAAUUGGAUGGUAAUGAUUAUUUCCAUUGUUUAGAUUUACCUUGGAUUAAACAUAGAAUCGAUCAAAAUUCAAUCAAUCCAAAUAAUUCCACUCUACCACAUAUAAACUUUUCAAAUUCUUUUAAUAAUUUAAAUAUUAGUUAUUCAUCACCAAAUCCUGUACAUUUAAGAGAUUUUAAAAAUCAACAACAACAACAACAACAACAACAAGUACAACAAUUACAACAACAAGUACAAAAAGUACAACAAUUGACAGCUGGUACUAAUUUAGGUGGUAAUAGUUUAAAUUCAAGUGGUAGUAUUUAUAAUAAUAGCGGCGAUAAAAAAUCAUCACUACCACCAUUACCAAAUCCAAAUAACCUUAGUAAUAAUUAUGAUAGUGAUCAUCUUACAAAGAAUAAAAAUUUAUUAAAAGUUUCAACACCAGAUGGCAAUAGUUCCUCUGCUCCUGGUUCACCAAUUUUAUCUCCUCAAUCAAUGAAUUCAGUUUUCCCACCAAACGCUCCUUUAUCACCUGCUCUUUAUCCUUCAAAUUUAAGUAAUUCAACAUUGGCCCAAAGAGUUACAUUGGAUAAAUAA
This is a messenger RNA of Dictyostelium discoideum AX4, 5304 nucleotides long. RefSeq lists its product as hypothetical. Lineage: Eukaryota; Evosea; Eumycetozoa; Dictyosteliales; Dictyosteliaceae. Bases 1 to 5304 code for a protein of 1767 amino acids. The transcript has 3 exons. Gene Ontology annotation, molecular function: transferase activity; acyltransferase activity, transferring groups other than amino-acyl groups; acetyltransferase activity. The record is from RefSeq and is a predicted model, not a curated record.